CAAAGACACAAAGACACAGAAUGUAGGAGGGUCCUUUGAGGUCCUCCAAAAUGCGUAUAUCUUCCUCUUCCACUACAACCUCUCUUCUCUCACACCCAUCAUCUCUUCCUCCAUUAUCAACCUCAAAAACCCCCCAUAGUGACUCCAGCAUCCUCAUUAACCGCCGCCACCUCCUCACUGCACUCACCUUAUCCAUCUCCACUGCCCCUUUGAUAGCUUCUCCUCAGACCAAUUAUGUCAUCCCAGUACUCGUGCCGGUCGCAGGUGCGCGCGGCCUCUUCCAGAUGCCCCCUUUUCGGCUCGUCAAUAGGUAUUUUCUGGUGAGGGCUGGGGAGUCUGAAUAUGAGAGCUUGGGAAUCAUCAAUACGAACCCAGUUGCAAAGACUUCGGUGGAUAGCGGGUUGUCGGAGAAAGGGAAGAAGCAGACUGUGAGGGCUGCGUUUGAACUGAAGGCAAAGGGGGCUUGUGCAAAAGGAUGUUGGAUUUGGCCUUCUAUUACUCAGAGAGCUUACCAGGCGGCAGAGAUCAUUGCAUCAGUUAAUGGGGUCAGUCGAAGCUAUAUAGUGCCAGAGUACAGCUUUCUAGAUGCUCGUGGAUUGGGAGCUUAUGAAGGCAAAAACUUGGAAUCCGUUUCCAAAGUAUAUGCAUCAGAUGGUAUUUCUACGAGCAUAAAACCUCCUCCUACUGAUGAUGGAACCCCGAACGAGAGUGUUGCGGACGUGUUUGUUCGUGUCACACAACUCAUGUCAAUUCUUGAGACCCAGUAUUCUGGUGACACUGUAAUUAUUGUCUCGCCAGACUCUGACAACUUGACAAUCCUACAAGCUGGUUUGGUUGGACUUGACCUGCGAAGGCAUUCUGAUCUUUCUUUUGCUCCUGGCGAGGUCCGCUUUGUUGACCCCAGUAGCAUUCCUGCUUACAAGCAACCUGCAUCUGCUGUAUAUAAAUGUUUUAAUCCACCAAAUUGUAACUAACUAUUUUUUUCCCCUUUGUUGUAAUAAUUAAUGUACUCAGACAGAAGCAAUUGAUAUGGCAGAUUGCCUUCCUCUUC
Molecule: messenger RNA, 1051 nt
Organism: Alnus glutinosa
Lineage: Eukaryota; Viridiplantae; Streptophyta; Magnoliopsida; Fagales; Betulaceae
Exons: 5
Coding region: 51-974 (307 amino acids)
Source: RefSeq, a predicted model, not a curated record